Messenger RNA from Symbiodinium natans, 2370 nucleotides. The record is from the annotation of a GenBank genome assembly. Lineage: Eukaryota; Dinophyceae; Suessiales; Symbiodiniaceae.
AUGGCUUUUGGAGCGGCGAGCCUCCUGCUGCCUGUGCUUGCCAUCGGAGUUGCUGCUUGCACCGAGCCGAGCUCCAAAUGCGUUGAGGAGGAUGCGCAGCUGAUGCAGAUUCGCAGGACCGGCGGCGUCGGCACUGAGCUGGACUACUGGCAGUGUGAUCGCAUGUGUCGCUAUGUGUAUGGUUUCUUCGAUCGCUAUAUCGUCGGCAAAGAGGUGGUGAAGCACACAUCCUGCGUCUGCACCCGAGGAGACGCGUAUCUGGGCAACGCCUCCUUCGCGGAGACUGGGUAUGAGACUUUGUCACAAACCGGCAUCCCACCACCGAAGGGAGACUUCAAGUAUGCUGUGCCCUACAACACUUCACAUUACUGGUGUGGUGCAGAUGGCUCGUAUACUGAUGGCCCGCCCAUCUACUCUACGCGAAUGGUGUGCGCAAUAAGUUCCAUGACGAACGCUUCAGCACGACCUCUGACUUAUGCAUCCGUGGAUGACGUCCCACACGGUCACACCGUGCUUCACUGCGGCACAUGCGGUGCUUGUAGCUCGCCGUAUGACCAGCGCAUCAUCUACCUCACACGGAACAACAUCACCGAGCAGCAGACAAAGUGCUCUGCUAGGUAUGUGCUCUCCCAGCUGAGCCCCUUCCGACAGAAACGCCAGCAGAUCCAAGACUUGAAGCCGGGCUGCACCCAUGAGCUUCCGCUCAGAACAGUCUGGCAGAACCAGCACAGCGGCAUGGCCUUUGAUGACACAGGGAUUUCCUGGCCCGAGCCGGACGGAAAGCCAACCUGCAUGGACUGUCAGGUGGACAACAUUCUCAACGACAAGGUUCUGUGCAUCUCAUCCUGCUAUGACAAGUUUCUGCACCCGUCGGGGCAGCCCUAUGACGAGGAUGCUUGCCUGCAGUGUGAUGAGUACACGUCGGGCCCCUGGUACAUCAUGUGCGGCGGAUGCAAUCGCCGGAGCUCGGGCAUCGUGGGCGACAUCACACGGAACGAAAGUUGGAUAUGCCCAGUUGGCUACUGUUAUGGCAAAGGCGACAGGUCAGCUCACUUCUACCGAAUCAAGUCUCAUCGGGAAGUGGGAUCACAGUGCGCUCGGCGGCAGCAGCGUCUGAAGGAGGGUGCCAUGGUGCUCGAAAGGAGCAGCACAUCCUUCCAGCUGGAUGACGAUGGACGGGUGGUGGGGUUGGCGCGGGAGUCGGCGUCGUCUGUUUCCCAUCACCUCGUGGAAGAGCUCAUGGUCCUCGCGAACCACGUGGUCGCGCAGAAGCUGGUGGAAGCCAGCGCUUCGGUUGGCGAGGAUGCGUCCGAGGCGGGUGUGCGCCAGGCGCUGCUCAGGCGCCACGAGAACACCGAGACCGCAGUGACGCAGGAGGUGCUUGAGAUGCUGCCCAAGGAGCUUCAUGGCCACGCUCCACAGACUCUGAAGGAGCUGCUUCCGUGGUGCAGCCAGCAGUUGCCCAAGGAGACCUACGAGGCUCUCUGCGACGGCGUGCUCAAAGGCUUCAAGGAGGCGGAGUACAUGGUUGCCGAUGACGACGCUGCCGAUCAGGACGUCGGGCAUUGGGCGCUUUCGCUGCCCUCGUACAUGCACUUCACUUCGCCCAUCCGCCGCUACGCAGACAUCCUCGUCCACCGCCGGCUGGCCUUUAUCCUCGAGGCCAAGGGCGGCGACAAAGAGACGCAGGGCAGCCAUAGCGCCUUUCUGGACUCACUGAAGGAAGCGGUGGAAACUUGCAACGCCAAGAAGCGCGACGCUCAAGAUGCGCAGAUGGAAGAGAUCCAGAUUGUCCUCUCGGACUAUGUCCAGCGCUGCGGAGGUGUCGAGGUGGACGACGCGGUCCUCACUCGCAUCCUCGUGCCUCGCAGGCCCGCUGAAGCCCGAGCCAAUGAGGAGCCCAAGGCCGAGGACGAGCAGCCGCUCUCCUUCCGCCAGCGCCUCACGAAUCGGGCAGCGAAGGAGGCCCUGGAGAUCUACGUGCCGCUGGCGCAGUGCGCCCGCUCCGUGAGUCUCGAGGUGCUGGGCUUGGAAGCUGCUGAGCCGUUGCCGGCGCCAGGCCCCAGCCCUGGUAAAGCUGAAGUCGGCCCCAAGAAGCGAGAACCGAGGCACCGCGAGGUGCCAAGCCUGCGCGUGCGCGUUCGCGGCACAUCUGAGGAGAUCCUCCUUGAGAAGCUGCAGCGGCUGAGCGUGCGCCUCACGACACCUGGCGCGCAGGACAUGGAGCCUGGCGAGACCAGCCGGCACUGGACCAUCCGUGUCCCCUGGGCCCAGCAUGCGGCCACCAAGCCCCCAAGCGUCUCCCAGGAUCCCCCAGAGCCACCAGCGAUUCCACCGCCGCCGCCGCCGCAGGGCGCGGCGUGGCAGUAA